This is a messenger RNA of Biomphalaria glabrata, 10400 nucleotides long. RefSeq names its product centriolin-like. Gene Ontology annotation, molecular function: protein binding. Bases 231 to 7964 code for a protein of 2577 amino acids. The record is from RefSeq and is a predicted model, not a curated record. NCBI's taxonomy places the organism in Eukaryota, Metazoa, Mollusca, Gastropoda, Planorbidae. The transcript has 57 exons.
GUAGAUAUCUAAGUAAAAGUUAAAAAACAUGUACGGACAUAACCAUAUCAUUUACUUUAAACUUUAGAUAUCAUAUGAUCAUAUGUUAUACUAUAGUUAUAGAUCUAUAUUAAAUCUAUAUAUUAUUAAUGGUAAAAUAAAAUGGAUACAAAGAGACUAUAACAGAACAGUUGGAUCAUACUAUUUGCUCUUGCUCUACUAUUUCUAGUGGUGGAAACAUUGGGUUAAAAAUGACUCACUCUGCAGAGGAUAUACAUAAACAAUUUCAAAGGGAGUUUACAGUUGGUGCAUCUAAAGGACAGUCAUCGUCAGGCAUAAGAAGAGCCAUUUCUCCAGGAGAAGUAAAAAAAAACACAUUGAUUUCACCUGUUAGACCCCACUCUCAAACAUCAAAUCCUCUUCAGCAAGCAGGUGUUAGAUACAUUACUGAAGAUCUAAUCAGGAAGAUUUCUAAGGAAUCCAACUUGGAUCUUGUUACAUCCCUCAACUUAACAUUAUCUAAAGAGGGAGGAAAGAAAAUCAAGUACAUAGAAAAUUUGGAUCGACUGAGAAAGCUACAGACAUUGAACUUAAGUUACAACAUCAUAGAGAAGAUGGAAAAUCUGGAUAAACUUUUACGUCUUCAAGAUCUAAAUCUUUCAAAUAAUAUGAUCACAAAAAUUGAAGGGAUAGAAAAUAUGUCUUCUCUUCAGAUAUUAAAUUUGAAUGAUAACCUGAUAGAACACAUUCCACAGUGGUUUUGUAAAAAACUGAAGGCCCUCAGAACUUUUAAAAUAGCAAGGAAUAAAAUCAAAUCGCUUUCAGAAAUUGCUAAAUUGAAGCCAUUGCCUGAUUUAAUACAACUAGAUGUCACUGGCAAUCAUCUAAUCUCACUGCCAUAUUAUAGAUUGUACAUAAUAUUUCACCUGCGUACUGUUGAAACUCUUGAUAGCCAGCAUGUUCAUGAUAAAGAAAGGAAACAAGCUCAGGAAAGAUUUUCCAACGAUGAAGUAAUACUAUUAGAGAAAAAACUGGAAGAAGAAGAAUUCAAAUAUAGACAACUGCAAGAUUCACACAGCAAAUCGUUGCAAGAAAAGUCUUUGCAAGAAACAUCGCAGCAUCAGUUGGAAUCCAAAGAAAGAAAUUUGCGAGACAAAUUAAAACAAUUAGAAGAAGAACUUGCUGCUAAGGAUGAACUUCUAAAAAGGAAAACUUCUGAUUUGAAUAAAGCCAGUCAAAAGCAUUAUCAACUUGAACAAGAAUUAGCUUUCUAUAAAAUUGACUCCAAAUUUGAUACUCUCAAAGAAGCUCCAAACCUACAUCUAGAAAGUGCUGAUGAAAGCUCUGAUUUUCAAGAAAGCCCAUAUAUAGGCCGUGCUCGCUUUAGGGUCAAUAAGUAUGCCCAAGAAACUGAUAUAUCUGUAAGACCACAGAAAGCUCACAUGAUAAAUAUUGGUAAAUCUUUUAGUGAUAAUCAAGCAUUCCAACACUCACAAGAAGAGCAUACCAAAACAGAUGUUGAAAAAGAAUUAAAUAAAAAGCAAAAAGAACUACAGAAAACUGAAGAAAAGCUGAAAGCCUUGCAGUCUGACCAGUGGAAAACAGAGAGUAUGUUAAGGAAUGCCACAACAGCAUUGAAAAAAAUAGCAACUGACCGAUUUACUCCAGAAUCAUUUCAAGUUGAUAAUAAAUAUAAACUACCUCAAAUUUUGACUAAGAAGAUGCAAAAGGUCAAUGAACUGAGAGAUACUGCUACUCAAAUGGAGUCUGAAAUUGACAGAACACAGGCAAUCUUGGUCAAAAAUACAAACGGACUACAGAAAUUGAAAUCUCAGCUGGCUGCAAUGGAUAUUAACAGUCCUCUACAUGCAUCAAAAGAAAAAGAUAUUGUAGAAAAAGAAUCACAAGUCAACAGGAUGAAGGAAAAAAUGAACAAACUUCAGCAAGAGCUUGAAAAUUCAAAAAAUGCACUUGCACAAGAAACAGCUGAUAUAAAGAAUUUAGAAGAGGCAUUGUCUACCGAUCAAAAUGAAAAAAAUGUGGAAAUACACCAUGAACUAGAUGAUAUUAUAACUGGACUGACUGUCUAUUUGGAAAAUGUGAAAAGUGAAAGUCAAAACUACAAACAAGAAGCUCAAAUGUUGAUCCAAGAAAAGAAUAGCAUGAAAGACAAGAUACAACACAUGGAAAGUGAUAUUGUAAAGCUGGAAAUAGAAACUAAAAACUCAAAGAUAAUGCAGAGGAGACUUGGUGAGUUAGAAGAUUCACUGCAUAGAACAGAAGAAGCAAAAGCAGAUGCAGAACUUAGAAGCAGUAAAAAUCAGGAAUUACAAAAUAGACUUGACAGGGCUGAGAAUGAAGCCAAACAACUAAAACAGAUUAUAAAAGAAAAUCAAAUUAAAAUGGAGGCUGACAGAAAGCUGAUGCAAAACCAACUUAAAAUGGAAAGAGAAAGAGCAGAUAAAAUGACACAGAAAAUUCAAGAUGUUAAGCAACAAAAAUUAGAAACUAAAAAUAUUUUAUCACAGCUAGAGUCCGCCAAGGCACUAAAUGCUGGCUUGAAAGACCAAGUGGAAGAAUUUAAACAGAUACAACAAACAGAGGAGAGUAGCUUCAGACCAAGUGAACUUAAGAGCAAACUAACCAAAUUUACUCAUGAAUUUAAAACCAAUAAGAAUCUCAUCCAGCCAGAGAGUAAAAAUGAUGUCCUAGGAUUGGCUUUCCAAGAAGUUCAAAAACAUGCACAAGAACAGAUGAAUUCUAGCAUAAUGGAAAUAGAAAAAUUAAAGAAAUAUAAUGAAAAAAUUGAAGAAGAGAAUAAAAAACUUGUGAGUGAAUUAAAUCUGCUCAAAAAUAAUUUAGAAAAGGAUAAAAGUAAAAAGAAGGGAGGAAAUCCAGUGUCGAUAGUUUACAGACCAGAUCCAGAGUCAGAGAGUGGUGGAGAUAAAGCGUCCUCACUAAAUUCAGAUGAGAAACAAUUGUUUGAUGAGCUUCAACAAGAAUUACUGGAGUUGAAAAGAUUCAUGAGGCUACAUGAAAGUCAUCUUUCUAAAAAGGUUUUAGAAGCUGAAACUGAAGCUCAUCACUGGAAAGAUGAAAUGAAUCAGAAAGAAAAACAUUUUGAAUCAGAAAUUGAAGAAUAUAGGCAACUGGCAGAGCUAAUGAGGGAAAAGCAGGAAGCCAGAAUUCAAGUAAUAGCUCAAGAUUUAGACCAAGCUCAAUUUGUGGCUGAUGCUUUACAAUCUUUGCUGGAAACUAAAGAAAAAGCACUUAGUGAAGAGUUUAGCACUUCUGGGAUAAAAAACCAGAUGAUAUCUGCUCAAGAGGAAGAGCUGGUCAAACUUUAUGAUAUUCUCGAAAAACAAAGAGAUGAAAUAGAAAAUUUGAAUCAAAUGCUAGAUCAUCUAGCACAACAGGGACCUGAUGGAGUUGGGAUUGGAUUUGAUGAUGAAUUGUGGCAUAUACGUCAAGAAGUGAACAACUUGAAGGAGACCUUAGCUAUGCAGUCUGCUUAUGUUCAGGCUAUGCCCAGUGUUGGUCACAUUGAAGUGCAAACCAAUAGUCAAGAUGCUAGUGAUAACCAUCCUAGAAAUGAAACACAUAUUUUCAUGCCCAGGAACAUAGCAAAAACAAAUGGCACUAGAAAAUUGUCUAGAAGUCAACCUGCCAGUGUAGCUUCUACUCACCACUCCUCUUUGAAACCACAUUCUGGUGCCAGUACCACAACAUAUAGUGGUAGAACAUAUGAUACUUCAAAACAAAUAUAUGCUCCUCUUGGAACAGCAUCAGUACCAUCUUUUUCAUUUCCUCAGAACAUUUCUAUUAAAGACUCACACAAAUAUAUACAAGAACAUCUUGGCACUGAAAGGAAGGAAUCUAAGGAUUGGCAUGUAGCUAAAUCCUCCCUAAACAGACAAAGUACACCAACUGGCAAUCAACCAUCAAACCUGGGUAGACAAAGUACACCAAUUGGCGAUCAACCAUCAAACCUGGGUAGACAAAGUACACCAAUUGGCAAUCAACCAUCAAACCAGGGUAGGCAAAGUAUGCUCACUUUCAGCCAAACGUCCUCCCAUGACAGACAAAAUACACAAGUUGAUAGCCAACCUUUACCACUGAAGCCUCUAGAAAUGGCAUCUCCCAAUGUUCCAGUACUACAAACAGAUGUUAGAAAGGAGUUGACUACUGAAUCACUUGCUUAUCAACCAAUUUUCCAGUCUAAUCUAGCAACACCAGUAACAAUACCUUCUAAUUCAGAAGAUGCAUCUGGCAAUGUUCCAAGUUAUCUACCUGGAGGUCGAACAUUCUCUCCUCAAAAACAAGUUGAUGGAGCACCAUUCAACCAAAGACCAGUCACAUUUAUAACAAAUCAAGCAGAAGUACGUCAUCCACAAAGUCAAGUUGAACCCAGAGAACGGCCCCAGAGUGCUCCAUCCAUUGAUGUGUUUACACAUAAUGAUGUCUAUCCUGAUGAAUAUCCCCAGGCAUUAUUAGUAGGAGGUACAAUGCCAACAAUUCCGUCAGUGUUACUACCGAGUGGCAUGGAUGGACACCAAACAUUACGCACCACAUCAGGCUCUAUUCCUGUACAAGUUGGAGCUGGAGCUUAUCAUCCACAGCAUUUAUUUACUCCGACUCGGCAAACAAGGUCAAGGCCAGUUUUAGGUGAAGCAUCACUAUCACCAUCGCCAGCUGGUAAAAAUCAUGGUGUUGAUCGUACAGUGGUUACAUUAACGCCAUUAGCCUCAGAUACUCCAGCUUUUAGUGAGUCAUCUACUGCUGCUUACAUUGACCAGUCUUCUACUCUAGCACAAGGUCCUGUUAGAUCUUAUCAAAUGGACAAUCAUCCUAAAAGUAUUUUAAAAGAAAGGUCAAUACAUCAAACCAUCCCAGAAGACAGCCAUUUGUUUUGUAAUGUACCAGAACAUCAUGAAUUGGAAGAUUAUAUUGUAGAACUACAAGAAAGAAAAAGACUACUUGAGCUAAGGAUAGAGAAAAAAGAGAAUCAAAGAGACAAUGCCAAAUUUCACAAGGAAAGAAACUCUGUUAAGCAGCUUUUGAAUGAACUAGAGGAUCGUCGUGAAGAGUUAGAAGGCCUUGACCUUGCUAUUGAAAGGCAAACCAAAAGUGUAAGAGAAAUGAAGAGGGAAGAAACAGAUUUAAGGAGGGAAAGAAAAGAAGCACACAGUCAACUCGACUUCUUAAGGAAACACAAUGAUCACAAGAGGCGACACCUGAUAGAAAAACAACAGUUUGAGGAUACAAUAGAAAGAUCAAAAUUACUCUAUUUGAUGGAUGAAUUAAAAUGUGUUGAAAGAUCCUUGGCUAAAAGAAAUGGACAACUUAGAGACACUGAAAGAAAACUGAAAGAAUGUAACAUAGAUUUGAAACAUGCUAAAGAACAGAAAAAAGAAACUUUAAGACAAUAUGAUGUUGUAACAAAUAAUAUGCAUGAGACUCUCAACGAACAACAAGAAAUAGAGAAACGAUCUAAUGAUUUGGCUGUGGAGUUAGUCAAAGCAACUGAACAAUUAACUAAUUUAAAAGCAGACAUCAUGGGUCUUGAGAGAAGAAAGUACAAACAGGAUAAAUUGCUAAGAGAAAUCAAUGAUAUUAUUGCCAAAAAAGAUGGAGAAUUUAACGAACUGGACACUAAAGUGAAGACAGCAUCAGACAAAUUACAAAGACUUCAAGCUGAUUGUCUUAUUAACACUGAACGUGAAAGAGCAAUGGUUCAAAGUCUGCAUGAUAGUGAAGAAGUAUUAACCAAAAGGCGCUCAGAAAUUAAAAAACUAAAAGAUCAGCAAGUCAGAAUUGCAUCAGGAACCACUCAAAAGGUUCAGCAAAGCAAGCAAGAACUUGAAAGAUUGGAUCAGGAAAUAGGCAGGAAAAAGACUGAUCUUCAGAUUCUACAAGAAACUCAUGAAAGGAAAGAACAAGAACUUACUAAUGUUUUACAUGAAGCAGAGUCAGAAAUAGCAUCAAAACACAGAAUGAUUAAAGAUUGUCGUGAUGAUGUAGAGAAUUUAAAUAUUCAAAAACAAGAUUUAAAUGCUCAUAUCAAGACCAAAAAACUGGAGCUACAACAGAUAAAAGAAGAAAUUGAGCAAGAAGAGGAAGUGCUGCAGAGACUGUUCAAUAAUGUCACUAAAAAUAAAGCAGAAUUGAAGCAUACACUAGAAAUGCAAACAAUUGAACAAACUGAGCUGGAAAAUAUAAAAGUGCAACAAGCCCAGAAAUUAUCUGAACUAGAUCGGACUCAGAGAGCUUUACAAGAAGAAAAACAUGAUCUUGAACAACUAACAGCUGAAGCAUCAAGAAAGUCUGCAGAUUUAGAAAGGCUGAAACAAGCUGUAGAAAGAGACCGUUUGGAGGUAGAUCAACUAAACAAUGAAAAACAUACUUUGGAUGAUCGAUUACUUGUUUUGACCAGAGAGAGGGAUAUCUUACAUGAAAAUUGCAAGAGCUUAGAUGAAAACCUAAAGGCCAUGAAAAGGAAUCAAAUAAUCAUGCAAGAAAAAAUCACUUUAGCUAAUAGCAGAACUGAAAUGGUUGAAGCUGAAAUGAGAAUGAAAGAAAGAGAAAUGGAGAAUGUUGAAAGUCAAAAUCAGGCUGUGGAGAAAGAAGUGCAGGCAAUCAAAAUGACUUUAAUUGAAAAGAAACAAGAGUUACAGAUAUUCCAAGAUAAAAUUCAAGAAGCAGAAGACGAACUCAAAGUCAUAGACAGGGAUGUGAGAACCAUGUCUCACCACAGAGAUGAAGCAAAGCUAGAGCUAGAUCAUCUAAAUCAUCAAAUUCAUCUAAGUCAUAUUAAUCUUGAGGAGCACAUGAAACAGGAGAAGACUAAAUACAAUGAGUUACAAGAAUUACUCAGAACACUUGCUGACAGAGAGAAAGAACACCAUGACAUUUGUAUGCAACACGAUGAGCACACCAGCGAGUUGUUCAUAGGAAACUCUAGCCUUCAUUCAAAUAUCCCAUCGAUUGGUAAAAGCGGCAAAGAAAAACGAAAAGAUAUUUUAAACAAAUCAAAGUAUGAAGUUGAAAUGGAAGAGACUCAUUUGAAAAAGAUGGUGAGCAGUUCCAACACAGAGUUAAUGCUAGUGAAAGAUGAAAUCAGAGUUAAAAAUGAAGAGUUAACUUUUUUAAAAAGUGAAUUUUCUCAACUUCAGAGCACUAUGGAUGAAUUGCAAACGAUUAAAGAGAAAUGUACUGAUUUGAAUAAAACGUGUCAAGGAUUAGAAGAAAAUGUGAGAAUGCAAACGAAUGAAACCAGUGAUUUAACGCGAGCUCUUACAGUUUCUAAUCAAGAGAUAGAGGAGCUUCAGGAAGAGAACUCACAAAUUAGAGAGAAAUUAAUAAAAGAGAGAGUAGAAUUUGAGAAUACUUUGAAAGAUCUUCAUGGAAAUCUUGAGUUGACAAAACAGGAAAUUAAAAAUGUUGAACAACGCUCAUCAAAUCAAGUUGCUCAACUUCAGACGCUAGCUGAAAAGCAUUUUAAUCGAGCUAACCUUCUUGAAAGCGAGUUAACUCAAGCCAAGAAAGAGCUUUACUUAGGCAAACAAUCAGACAAUAAGGAGAAUGUAACUGAUGUAUUCGUUGUACCUAGUGAUAGCAAUCAAGUGACAAACAAAUACCAAAAUGAUGAUCAUUUAAUGAAAGAUUCUUUGAGGAAGAGGCUAACAGAAGAACAAGAAUAUUUUAGGUUUCAGUUAAAACAACAAAUUUUGCGCCAUUCUGAAACAAUGGAAUCAGCUAGAAUAAAAUCUGAAGAAACAAUUGAAUGUCUUAGAAAUAAGCUAAAUACAUUACAACAGAUUUUGUUUGAAAGCAACCCAACUAAAAGGCCAUGGUCUGAGGAAGUCAGAAAAGAUCCCUCUUAUCUGAAAAAAAGAAAUAAUCAAAACAUCAACACAAUGACUAGACGAACAAGAUCUUCAGAGAAUAUUUCUUUGGCAGACAUCGACUACCAUUCACACUUUUAGCCCCAAACUAAAGUCAGACUGAACUACAGGUUUUGUCUUUAAAAAGUCAGACUGAACUACAGGUUUUGUCUUUAAAGAUGUUUACAAAUAUUUUUUUUUUGUUAAUAUAGAUGUGAAUCAAAUCAUUUUUUUAAAGAUGUUAAGUACAUUUUCUUUGUUUAUUUAUGAAAUAUGUCAACUACAUUUGUUUGUUUGCUGAAGAUGUUAUCUACAUUUUUUGUUUGUUUGUAAAAGAUGUCAACAACAAGUAGGGAACUGUUCGACUACACUGUAUUUCGUUAAGUCUACGAAUAGCUACUAAAAUAUGUCUUCAUGUCUCUUUUCACUACUCCACAGUCUUCAGAACUGCUGUCUUUAUCUCUGUCUCUAAACUACUGUCUUUAUCUCUGUCUCUAAACUAUUGUCUUUAUCUCUGUCUCUUAACCCUUUUUUUUCAACUGCCUUCACGACACUUACACAAUUCACUAGAGCUAUUAACUUCUACACGCCAGGCUACUACAAAUUGAAAUGUCUCAAAAGUUCAAUGUAGAAUUUUUCAAAUUUCACGUUGAUUUUGAAUUGAAAAUAUAUAUUAUAGUAGUGCCUUAAUUCGUAAUGGAAGAAAACAGUGAGUUGGUUUGAUUAUAACCAGUUUGAAGUACAAAUGAAUUAGGGAAAUAACUAAUUAAUAUGAAUGUCCAAAAACUUUACCUGACUUCAUAUUGUAAUCAAAUAUGAGCUUAUUAAAAUCUGUAUUGAUGUUUGUAUUGGAGAUUUAUUUAGAGGAUCGCGAAUUGAAGAGCUUGACGAUGCCAUUCAGCCAUUCCGUUUUGCACUUGGGAAAUAUUCCUAUUGUAAGUGAUAGGAACCGCACUGGUCAAUAGAAAAGUAAUUUAAUGUAGUCCGUGUUGGCGCUUACAACAAAGUGCACAGUAACAAACAUAUAGGAAAGGUUGUACAAACCCAGACGGCAGAUCGUACUGUCAGUUUCUGAUAGAGGGGGGAAAAGAGAGGUGUUAGCCAACCCAGGCUAAGCCACACGACGCAAUGCACUAUCAAUAGCAGAGUUUUUAAGGAUCAAUGAACGCUCCAGUGGUUCAGAAAGAACCCAUUAUUCUAAGAUGGGUACAUGAGCCCAUCUCUCUUAUUCCCUGCCACCUAUCUCAUGCCCAUACCAACUAGUGAAGCGAAGAAAAAGUUUGGAUUAAAAAGGUUCGCUUAAUUGAAGUCUAGUUUUUACAAAACUUAUAUCACUCUGUCUGUCAGGUAAACAUUUUGUACACGUUAGUUAUUUCUUUCACACCUAAUUUCGAAACAAGCUAAAAUUUAGCAGAAUUAAUUCUUUUACCCGAUUAAAUAAGAAUCAAUAAAAAAAAAUAAACAAUAAGUUAAUUAACUACUUGUCUAUUAGUACUUUAUUAUUUUCUUUGAGAUCGAACAAGAAAAGAAAUUGUACUUCACUGAUGUGUUGAAUAAGUCCCCUUUGUUAUAGGAGGCCGCUUUGAACUUUGAAACAGUGCUUGGUGUAUUGGCCUAAGGAGGCUUGAUCCCUCGAGUUCUAAUGCAGGUCGUUACACUUUAGAAAAAAAAAAAAAAUUUACGAGAUACCUCUUUUCUUCGCCAACCCUUUCCCAUCUGGUUCAGAUAUGUGAUAAGACGAUAGUGUAUUAGAAGCUAAAAGUAUGAAAUUGCGCUAAAUAAAAAUAAUUGUUAAAAAUAUUUAGAGUCGCACAUAUUUAGUACUGUUAGUAUAGAUCUCUAUUACCAUUUUCUUUUACAUGACAUGACUGAUCCGAACUAAUUGAUACAACUACGCUUUAUAUAAGCUUUGUUUUAAAGUAUUUUUGUUUUUAUUUCUGUUAUGCUAUCCCACUUAUACUUAUAAUUAGAGUAUUAUAUGAGUGAAUUCAAGGGCUUCAGAAGCUUAUUAAUUAGUGUAUGUUAGUAUAUUUAAUAUCCCCCAUAUAGAGCCUCAUGUAGCCUGUCCAAUCAUAAUGUAUUUACAUAGCGUUGUGCACGACACAAGAAUGGGAUUAUUAAAAUGUAGGCUAUGUUAACACGGCAGCUAUAGCGAACGAAUGUAUGUAAAAAUGCUUUAGGAACACAAAAUUUGAAGGUUAAUUUGAUUAAAAUAUUAAAUGAAUUUUGUAUGUUCAUGUGUAUAAAGUAGAUCUAUCAUCUUUGAAUUAGAUCUAGAGAACUAUAUUUUGUAUUUUCAUGUGUCAAAGUAAAAAACUAUCUUUGCAAAUUGUAGUUCUUAAAAUUAGAUCUAGAUCCUUUCGAUCUUGUCUCAUGUAAACAUGGCUAUAUGAUCCUAGAUUCAUGAAAUAGUAAUACUUUCAUAGAGUUGGGCAACUUUUUUUUAUCUAUGUUUCUACACAAAUUAUCUUUGUAACCUUGUUUUUUUUAUAUAUUUUAAUAAAACUUUCUAUAUGAAUAAAAUAAUUUACUUAUUUA